This is a messenger RNA of Aaosphaeria arxii CBS 175.79, 1803 nucleotides long. RefSeq lists its product as uncharacterized. Gene Ontology annotation, cellular component: plasma membrane. The transcript has 2 exons. Gene Ontology annotation, biological process: iron ion transport; intracellular iron ion homeostasis; copper ion import. Lineage: Eukaryota; Fungi; Ascomycota; Dothideomycetes; Pleosporales. Gene Ontology annotation, molecular function: ferric-chelate reductase activity. The record is from RefSeq and is a predicted model, not a curated record. Bases 1 to 1803 code for a protein of 600 amino acids.
AUGUCUUUACCACGGCUUCCUCGCUCCACGAUUCUGGCGGUCACUUUGGGGCCAUUGUUCGUCAUUUUUGCAUACAUCGGAACCAUUGCCAUCCUUCUGGUGACGGUCGACGCGCCUCGGUUUUCAACACAUUUCCUAGACGAUGUAGCCUUCCGAGCUGCGUGGAUAACAGUCGCUCAAGUCCCUCUCAUCUACCUCCUAUCAGUCAAGUGGGGUCCUCUCAAUAUUCUUGGAUCAAUCUCUUACGAACGAAUAAACUGGAUACAUCGAUGGGUGGGUCGGACUUUAUUCCUUUCAGCCUCCACUCAUAUGGGUCUUAUGAUGCAAUCGAUAUCAUUCACCGAGCUUUUCAAAUCUUCGGACAAAGCUAUGAGUGUCAUUCGCAAUGGAGCUGGUGCGUAUGGACUCCUUUUCUGGAUCGCGAUCUCAAGUAUUCUGCCAUUGCGUCGACGAUGCCACCGAAUGUUUUACAUAAACCAUUACAUUUCGACGUUGGCGUUCUUGUGGUUCGUUCUUCAACACGUCCCCAGCUAUGCCCGACCUUUCGCCUACCUGGCCUUGAGCUUUGUUCUUCUCGACAAGCUGCUGUUUUCAAUUAUGUUCUUGAGCAAAAACAUUUCAAUAAAACCAGGACAACAUUUCCGGGUAUACAUUCCCGCACUGGGGAAGUUUGAGAUGCAUCCCUUCACUCCAGCGACUUGUUCAGACCUGUCCAACGUCUCGGAACCCCUUGGAGGGCUUUCCAGUGUCGAAGAACACGUCUCACUCAUGUCCGAAGUGCCACCAUCCAUGAGCGACAUGACUCUAAUGAUUAGAGCCCAUAAAGGGUUUACUCGAAGGCUGGCGGACUAUCAUUUGAAAUGGUUGUCCUUGCCGUGUCCCAACAGCAGCAAAUCAUCAUCAACUUUAACUGCAUACUUAGACGGACCUUAUGGCGACCCGCCACGCUGGCAAGAUUAUGAAGCCCUAGUAUUCGUCGUCACCUCAACAGGAGUCAGCUUCAGCCUGGCUGUUCUAGAUUACCUAGAACAGUUGUGGCUGAAAGGCGAAGACGUGCAGACUCGAAAAAUCCGUCUUGUUUGGAUCGUGCGACACCUCGACCCCAAUUUCGAGGCCACGGUUCUGGAAACACUGGCCAGACGUUCUAUAUUAUUGCGAGAUGCUGGUGUGCGCCUUGCUUUUGAAGUUCACACCACAUGCCCACAUUCUCAGGUUGUGGAGGUAGAGAGAAACUCGCCUUUUAGCCACCAACGUCGGCCCUCAUACUUCCGCGGAAAGCUUCUACGAAUCAUCAAUCCUGACGAUAUCAUUCGAGGCGCAUAUGAACACAAAGAGGUGGAAAGAGAACCCGAACACAGCGAGGUACGGUCGAGCGCCUCGAGCGAUGGCUCGGCGACCUUAAUCGACGAGCGGGAAAGGCAGUCAAUCUCAGAAUUAGAAGAGGUGCCACUCCACCCUCAAGAGCGGAGAAGGUCCUCCUACCUGCCUUUGCUAUUCCACCAAGAAGAGCGUGCUCAAGCCAAGCCUCGGUGCAAUUGCGCUGAAAUACAACAACAGUACCACAAAUUGAAAUCGCAGCCGUAUGUAGAUUUCGUUACGCGCCGUUAUGGGUCGCGGCCGGACGUGUCCAAAAUCAUGAAGGGUUCAAUUGCUCCGUUCGAAGAAAUCAAAGCAAUGGUUGCGGUUUGCGCGAACGAACACAUUGCAAAGACUGCGAAGAACGUCGUUGCUGAGAUGAAUAUCGAUUAUGCGUUCGAUAGUCGGGCACGGUGUAUUAACAUAUUUACGGAAGGUUUUAGUUGA